This is a messenger RNA of Euleptes europaea (tarantolino), 969 nucleotides long. RefSeq names its product serine dehydratase-like. The record is from RefSeq and is a predicted model, not a curated record. Gene Ontology annotation, molecular function: L-serine ammonia-lyase activity; threonine deaminase activity. The transcript has 8 exons. NCBI's taxonomy places the organism in Eukaryota, Metazoa, Chordata, Lepidosauria, Squamata, Sphaerodactylidae. Gene Ontology annotation, biological process: L-serine catabolic process; L-threonine catabolic process. Bases 1 to 969 code for a protein of 322 amino acids.
AUGAUGUUGGGGAAACCCUUCCAUGUGGUGACUCCUGUGUUGGAGAGCAUCACUUUGUCCCAGGCUGCUGGCAGUAGGGUCUACAUGAAAAUGGAAAAUGUGCAGCCCAUGGGCUCCUUCAAGAUCCGAGGCAUUGGCUAUUUCUGUCAGGAGCUUGCCAAGAAAGGCUGUCUGCACUUCGUUUGCUCCUCUGGUGGUAACGCUGGCGCUGCUGCGGCUUAUGCUGCCCAAAAACUCAGUAUCCCGGCCACCAUCGUGGUGCCGGAAUUUGCAUCACCGUCCACGGUGAAAAGGCUGGAGAAUCUGGGAGCAGAGGUGGAGAUCUUUGGGAAGGUGUGGGAUGAAGCCAAUGACAGAGCCCUGGCCCUGGCGAAGGAAGAUGGCUGGGUCAAUGUCCACCCCUUCGACCACCCAUUAGUGUGGAAAGGUCACAGCAGCCUGGUCAAGGAGCUGAAGGACUCCCUGGACGCCAAGCCGGGAGCCAUCGUCCUGUCGGUGGGAGGAGGUGGGCUGCUGGCCGGCGUGGUGGCAGGUCUGCAGGAGGUGGGAUGGCUAGAUGUGCCCAUUGUGGCUGUGGAGACCAGAGGAGCAGAUAGCUUCAGUGCCGCCAUCCAGGCGGGGCGACUCGUCACGCUGCCUGAUAUAACCAGUGUGGCAAAGUGCCUGGGGGCCAAGACCGUGGCACAACGGGCACUGGACUGUGCCAGCGAGUGUCCAAUCAUCUCGCACGUGCUGGACGAUGUCGAAGCUGUGAAAGCCGUGGAGCAGUUCCUAGAUGAUGAACGGAUGCUCGUGGAGCCUGCCUGCGGAGCCUCUCUGGCCCUGCUCUACUCCGGCCACAUCCAGCGGCUGCAAGAUGAGGGACGCUUGAGCCGGACCCUGGGCUCCAUCGUCAUUAUCGUGUGUGGGGGAGGCAAUAUCCGGAUGGACAUGAUCGAGAACAUGAAGGACCAGCUGGGGAUGAAGUGA